AUGAGGGGAUGGGGGGAUGAGGUUUGGAGAGAUGAGGUAUAUGGAGUUCAAAUCCUGUGGAAAGGAAGACAAAAGACCGGGGAAGAAAACGAAAAGUUGAGGAAGUUAUGGGAAUGUACUAGGAACGGAAAAGAAUACGAAGCAAAGAUUGGAGUUUAUCAACUAGGGAGACAAGGAAAAUGUGGUAUGGGGGCUAGGGAGAGGCGUUUGAAUUGA
Molecule: messenger RNA, 216 nt
Organism: Sclerotinia sclerotiorum 1980 UF-70
Lineage: Eukaryota; Fungi; Ascomycota; Leotiomycetes; Helotiales; Sclerotiniaceae
Exons: 1
Coding region: 1-216 (71 amino acids)
Source: RefSeq, a predicted model, not a curated record